UGUGCGGUGCUAUUGCAUGAGCUGGAGAAACUUCGGCCGCUCGGGCUCGGUGAUGCGAUCGGUGGGAACGACGCGGACUUUGUGAUGGUGCCGGUGUUAGAGAAGAGCGAGAGCGGGAGCGGGCUGCCGGACAAUGCGCGCGCACAGAGGAUAUACAAGACUGCGGCGGAGGAAGAGGGCGUUGUCGUGCGGUACCGUGGGGGUGAGCUGGGAUGCGAGAGCUGCUUGCGGAUCACAGUGGGCAGUGCAGAAGAGAAUGUUGUCGCGCUGCGGAAGCUGGAGGAGUUGCUGAGGAAGCUAUAA
Laetiporus sulphureus 93-53 is the source of this 303-nucleotide messenger RNA. RefSeq lists its product as uncharacterized. The record is from RefSeq and is a predicted model, not a curated record. NCBI's taxonomy places the organism in Eukaryota, Fungi, Basidiomycota, Agaricomycetes, Polyporales, Laetiporaceae. The annotation marks the transcript as partial. Gene Ontology annotation, biological process: biosynthetic process. The transcript has a single exon. Gene Ontology annotation, molecular function: pyridoxal phosphate binding.